AUGCCCUUCUUCACCCGCUCAUAUCUUCAUCAAAACAUCGCGCGUCAACGACAUCUCCAAGAUCGAUCUUUUGGCUCUUUGGUGCAAGCCAUUUGCUCGCUGGUCCUUCUACAGCCAGUUCAGAGCCAGGAGAAACGCUCAUGGCCGAACCGUGAAGCAAGAGCUGACGCUCACUUGGCUCUGGCUGUCAACUUACACUCGCAGUCUGAUUUAGGCCAGAGCCCGACUCUGGAGACAAUCAUGACGAGUGUCUUUCUGUUCGCCUGUCAAUUCUGCAAGGGCAAUUUCGAUGCAGCCAGAUUUCGACUUAGGGAGGCCGCAGCUCUAGCCGAAGUGAUGAAUCUCGACAAGCCUGAAUCUUAUGGCCGGAUUGGUGACACAGAAAAACAAAGGAGACUCCGCACAUUGAUCAGCCUCACAAUCAUUGAGAGGAUUUACUCAGUUCAAAGAGACUACAUUCCAGCCACGAAACUACUAAGCCGGAACAAGUUGCAAGAGCUACAAAACGCCAUCGCAUCUUCACAUGAUAGGGGUGAAAGCGAGAACAUCAUUGCCAUGGAAUGCAUCAGCAACAUGCUCGAGCAGGUGGACUUCAUCGAUCCCGAUAUAAUAAAAUGCUGGAAAGGUUUCUGCUGGGAAGAAGAGGCCCCGACACACGUCACCAGAAGCACAAUACUCGCUCUCCUCCGACGCUACCGGAUUCCACCACAAUUUUCCGGGCUUUCUGGUGUCGAUACUCAUGCUCAACAUGCAGAUAUUCUUGUUACCAGGCAUUGGAUCAGGAUCAAGCUGUGGUCUUUAGCCAAUAGCCACGGCUACGUUGAAGCCCUAUCUGACGAGGAGGAGUUCCGUCAUGAAUACGCCGUGACCAUUGCCAGCGAGGCUCUUGACACCUGUUUGCAGUUCCAAAUGACUAGUCUCGAAGUACAUGGCAUUGGGCUUCACAACAAGUCAACAUAUACUCGCCUGUCCAUGAGUUGCCCAUUCAGUCAGACUUAA
Molecule: messenger RNA, 999 nt
Organism: Fusarium musae
Lineage: Eukaryota; Fungi; Ascomycota; Sordariomycetes; Hypocreales; Nectriaceae
Exons: 2
Coding region: 1-999 (332 amino acids)
Source: RefSeq, a predicted model, not a curated record